Molecule: messenger RNA, 919 nt
Organism: Dromaius novaehollandiae (emu)
Lineage: Eukaryota; Metazoa; Chordata; Aves; Casuariiformes; Dromaiidae
Exons: 3
Coding region: 102-719 (205 amino acids)
Source: RefSeq, a predicted model, not a curated record
UGACGCUCCAAGAAAGAAGAAGAGCAACAGGAAAAGCAGUUGGAUGAAAGCUGGGAUGUUGAAUGACAAUGUAGAAAACCUGAUCUAUGAGCACCCACUGAAUGGGCUUGGACUGCUCAGCCUGUAGUAAGAACACUGAAGUGACAUCGGUUCUGCUCCAGUGGCGAGGCACCGAGGGUACUGGAGAUCAGCAGAGCACCUCUGUGAAUUUAAGUGAACGUAGUUGUAAGGCAGCACAAAAAGCCUGUGGAAAAACAGGGAAGCUGCACGUGGGCCCCCCGGGCUGUCGGCUGCUGCCCUCGCGGCGUGAUCACCCUCCGCACGCGCCCUACCAAAGUCUGCCUGUCCUCCACGGGGAGAGCCUCGGCUUGCCCCGCGGCCGGCCGUGCGUCUUGGGGGAAGCGAAGCCAUCACGUUGGCCUUCUUCAGACAUCUUUCAGGACAAACAGCUGGAAAAGGCGUCUGAAAGUUUCUUUCCUUCCAGACACAAAGUACAGGCCAGUGGAGCAUUACUGAGUCCCCGAGACCUCCACGCUGCGGACAGCGUCCUGGCGGGAGGGGACGUCCACCCAGCCGGCAAGCAGCAGAGGCGACGCUUUCUCCUGAGCGAGGAAGGAAAGCGGUCCCGAGACAGGGGACACGACGGGCCGGCGAGGCGGACGAGGACGGCUACCCGAGGGAGGCGAGACGGCGAGGUCAUCAAUCACGACUUAAGCUAAACAGCACUCGGAGCACAGCUGCCUGCCUGCCACUGUAAAUGGGCCUUCUGUAUGCGGAGCCCUGCUCCGGCAAGCUGGCGUCGCGAGAGGAAAAAACCUCAGCUACAAAAAUAAACAAAUCAGGUACCACAACCCUCCUCCCUGCAUUUUUUUUCCCCAAAGAAUAUGUGCUACUAAGUUUUAACCCCUUGCUGCUUGCU